Molecule: messenger RNA, 1380 nt
Organism: Aspergillus caelatus
Lineage: Eukaryota; Fungi; Ascomycota; Eurotiomycetes; Eurotiales; Aspergillaceae
Exons: 1
Coding region: 1-1380 (459 amino acids)
Source: RefSeq, a predicted model, not a curated record
AUGAAGCUACAAACCUCAUAUUCCUCUACCGUUUUCUUCUUACCGGUUGCAGCUUCUGCCAUUCAACCCUUCUCUUGCAAUACAACGCAAGUGAUACAUAGAGAUGUAACCAUCAUUGGCGGCGGCGCCUCAGGAACCUAUGCUGCGAUCCAGCUCCACGAUCUCGGCAAGUCCGUCGCCCUCAUCGACCGCAAGCCCAUCCUUGGAGGCCACACAAACACCUACGUCGAUCCGACGACCAACCAGACAAUCGACUAUGGAGUCCACCAAUGGAACGACCUCGACGUCGUAACCGAGUUCUUCGAGCGUCUCAAUGUCCCUUAUACCAAAGCCUUCGUCCCCUCACCCGGCGAUAUCAUCAAUUUCGAUUUCAAGAGAGGAAAGCUUUUCAACCAAUCCAUAGUCGAAGCCUCUGUCGACGCCUACAGCGACGUGGUUGCUAAAUACGACUACCUACAGUAUGGCACCGAGCUCCCUAAUCCCGUCCCCCAGGAUAUAUAUCGCCCAUUCGGAAAUAUCGUCAAGAAAUAUGGCCUGGAAGGCUUUGUCAAUAAUCUCUGGACCGGACAGGGUGAUAUCCUGACAAUGCCCGCACUAUACAUCUUCAAAGAUGUCGGAACACCCGUUGUGGAAAGUAUGCGGACGAACUUCAUAUACACCGCAAACCAUAACAACUACGAGAUCUUCGCAAAAGCUCUAGAGGUCCUCGACCAGGACAACGUUUUCCUCUCAACGACCGUAUCCCACAUGCAGCGUGACGCCGAAAGCGUCAGCAUAUGCGUGGAGUCCCCGACAGGCCGGAAACUCAUCCGCUCGAAAAAAUUGCUCAACACCAUCCCCCCAAUACUGGAUCACUUACACGGGUAUGACCUAUCCGAGGAGGAAAAGUCUGUGUUUAGGCAGUUUCGUGCCGUCGGAUACUAUGUGUCGCUCGUGCGCAUUCCGGGUCUCCCCGCCUCGAGCUUUAUGUAUAAGAAUAUCGCGUCGGACACGAUCUACGGCCAGCCGAGACUGCCUGCUCUCUACCGGAUUACGCGUACUGAAGCUCCGGAGCUGUAUAUUGUAGAGUAUGGAUCGCUGACUCCCCUGACAGACCAGGCGGUUCAGGAUGGCAUUUUGCGGUCGAUCGAUAUACUGCGCCAGCAGGUUGGGGGUAGGUUGGAUCUGGAGACCAAGAUCGUGGCUUACGAUAGUCAUACGCCGUAUCAUGUGCAUGUUGCGUCGGAGGCCAUCCGGGAUGGAUUUUAUAAGAGUUUGUAUGCGCUUCAGGGGCGCAGGAAUACGUUCUACUCCGGGGCUGCGUUCCAUGCGCAUGAUUCGGCGUUGCUGUGGAGAUUUACCAAGGGAAUUGUUGAGGGUCUGAUUAAGGAGCUGGAGUGA